This is a messenger RNA of Porites evermanni, 2247 nucleotides long. The record is from the annotation of a GenBank genome assembly. Lineage: Eukaryota; Metazoa; Cnidaria; Anthozoa; Scleractinia; Poritidae.
AUGUUACUGUGCCUUGUACUCGUCUUUGCCGAAACUGCAUCGGGCUUAAGCCGUAUUUCAGGAUCUCGUUUUCAAGCUGUUAACUUUGCUAAGGCGAAAGAAGGACGAAAGUUGAAUGGAAGCGUGAUAAAAGAAAUGCAAGUUGAUACAGAGGGUGCGUGUAGGCUUCAAUGUGUCAAUGACGAGCAAUGCCGCUCUUACAACUUUGGACUCAAGAAGCAUAAAGCUGGGAAUUUCCUGUGUCAGUUAAAUGGUUGCCAUAGAUUUGUUGGUUUUGGUAACUUCACAAAAGAUGACAAUUUCAAGUACAGAGGAAUAGAGGUAAUUAACCGUCAAAAGAAAAUUAGUUAAGGAUCUUGGAAGAAAAGAAGAUAGCAAGGAAAAAUUAGAAGCUUGCUGGUUAGAUUAUCACUGCACUUAUAGCGAUUUAACGAGUGAAGACUGUUGUAAAAACAUUUGAAAUUUUCCGCACUCGAAUGCUGCUAAACUCAUUAAAACGUUAUCCUAACAGAGCCUCAUCCCGAAUUGUAACAAGUUCUUAGUUAUCAAAGAUUUCCCUGAAUGACCAAAGAGGUUUAACGUUUGACACUAAAUUGGUCGGUGGCUUUACCAGUACUGAGGAAAUCAAGAGCGAAGACGCAGUUUAUAUUGUACAAAAAACUGCGACUGUAUUCUUUAAAUUUGUUUUGUUCAUAUUUCUUUUUCUUGUACGUGAUAAAUAAAAUCUGAAAAAACCUUACUAUUUAAGGACAAUGAAUUAUUAAUAAUACAAGGACCAAACUAACUCAUUUAUAACUCUUAUUCAAAAGCCAAUUUUGGAAGUAUAAUUUUCGUUGUCCUACAUGAAUUGACUGUCAUGUUUAAAGAACAACAACAACGAACAACGGGUGGUAGAAGGAUAGUUGCACGCAACCAGACUUUGUUUGCUAAACUUUUUUAAUUGCCAAAUAGUCUCAUUAUGUUAAAGCGUUUUGAUCCCAGUUGGUCUCGCUAGUUCUAAAGAUAACGAAACCUUUGUUUAAGAUAAGCCCGUCUUGUAGUUUACGAACCAUAACUCCGUUACAAUGUAAUACUUUAUCCCAUUGAUAUGCAUUUUUGCAUUUAUGAUUGUAAGCGCUAAAGCUUUUCGGAACUCGUUAGCAUGUGUUAAAAACAAAGUAAAGAAUUCUUACUUUCAAACGAGGCCACAUAAAUGGGCCGCUAUUAUGAAAAAAGCGAUCUAAUAAAAAUCUACAUGUUCUAAACGAUUUCAUGUAGCCAUCUGUUUUCAUGUCAACACAAGGGAAGAAUUCCCACGUUUAAUGUAGAUUUUCUUGACAUCCACGAAAUCUUAAUGGAAACAUGUACAUUUUGUGUUGAGUUAAAGAUAUUUUUCCCUUAACAGAGUGUCUGCGAGUCUGACAGCUUAAAUCCUUGUGGUGACAAGGGAAUUUGCAUCCCAGACUACUCCACCGGCAGCUUUGCAUGCAAAUGUGACAAAGGCUACGGAGGAAUAUCGUGCGGUAAGGAUCAAAUACUUUUCCCAACCUUUUUCGCCGCCGUCUUUAACGUUAUCUACGGCUACGGCAACUAUGGGCUAUUGUAUAUUAUGCUCGCAUUUUUUUCCAGCAUUAUAUUGAGGCAAAAGCAUUAAGCAUUGUUCCAGCAUUUUAGUGGAAUUUUCCAGGAAAACCAUUUUUCAACUACCUGUUUUGGAGAAAAUGAAAAUGAAAAAAGAAAUUAGAGUAAAAGAGCACUUUAAGUCGAAAUUCCGAAAAAAGAUUCAAAUGCCACCUUAUCCCAGCAAAUUAGAAUAUUCAACCAAUUAACCUGUAUACAUUAUUUUCAGUCAACAAAAGAAACAAAAACCUGAUUUCUUUCCCUUUCAACCCACUAUUUAAUUUAGAUGGCGGUUCACAAAACUGCUGCAGUUUCGUCUUACGACCUCUUCAGUGGAUCGCUAAACAGACACGUCACGUAGCAAUGCACGAAAAAUAACCCCUAGAAAUGAGGCUAUUGGGUUACAAGAGUCCUUGGGAAACGGACGUUUUUAUGCGUUGUUGUUAAGCCAAAAAUAUAUAAUAUUUCAUCCCAAACGUUUAUCAACCGCUAUUUAAUUUCUCUCUUUUAGAAAAAGUAUUAAAGAGCUGCUCUGAAAUCACCCCAUCCGGUCUGUAUUACAACAUCCCAGAUGGUGGUAAGCCAAUACAAGUGCUUUGUGACACGACUACCGACGGUGGAGGUUGGACUGUCUUUCAGAGACGUUAA